AUGCAUCCAAAUCUGGUGCUGGAUGAAGUGUUUUUCGAAAACUUGGCAGUACAAUCUCAAUCUUACUCCAAACAAACAGUAGAUGAGAUUUUGUUACUGCAUCGUGGAGACAUUGUGAAGUUUGUACUUGGCAGUACAUCCUCAGUGUUGUAUGAAGUAAACGUGGCAGAAGCGGUUUUGCCUACAUGUGCAAAUUUAGAUAGAUGGAUGAAUUUUGUUACAAGAAAUGGUGUGAAGAAGCUAAUACUUGCCAUGCUAUUUGAUACUCGUUAUAAACUGCCUUCUUGUGUAUUCAAUUGUCCAACCCUAACGGAUUUGGAACUAGGCCGAUGUGUCAUCAAACCACCUAUUUCGUUUCUUGGCUUUCCAAAUCUUGAAAUUCUCCGUAUGACGGAUGUAACUAUUGAACCAACCUCAGAGCGUUGUGUUAUCAGUUUACCCCGUCUUGUAACUUUAAACUUGAGGCAUUGUGGUGGCACUCAAUACCUGAACAUUGUUUCACCAAAAUUAGUCUAUAAUGAUAGACAAAUGAAAGACUUUCUCAAGAUUCUGAUGAGAUUUUUAAAUGAAAAUAGGUUGGAUACGGUUCCUAUGAUGCUUCCUUUCUCGGUUGACUGCUUGUUGAAUCUAUCAAUAGAUUUAGACUCUCUACAAUUGAGUAGGACUUCUGGGGCUCUGCAGCUACUACUUAAUUGUGCGCCCAAUUUGAGUACACUAGAAUUUGGGGAAGAGUUGUUGCGUCUUCCCAGAGCUUCUCCCACUGCCGAGCUUUAUGUCUUUCCACGAUACGCUCGUGGAACACUGGAUUGCGAGCUAUAUGAAGAGCUGCUUGGCUGUCGGAGUGAACUUGAACCGGCAAAGAUGGUGGGACUGCUAGAUCUGUUAGAAGACGGGUCAACCAGGAAAUAG
This is a messenger RNA of Lycium barbarum (goji berry), 909 nucleotides long. RefSeq names its product F-box/FBD/LRR-repeat protein At1g13570-like. The record is from RefSeq and is a predicted model, not a curated record. Bases 1 to 909 code for a protein of 302 amino acids. The transcript is spliced from 5 exons. Lineage: Eukaryota; Viridiplantae; Streptophyta; Magnoliopsida; Solanales; Solanaceae.